GACAAUAAGUAUUAAAUUUUAAUUUAAACAAUUAUUGCACUCGAUUUAUCCAAUGUACACGUGUACGUGCACAUCCAUAAGUUUACUUGAAUCUACAUUAGAUGGAAAUAACAAAUUGCUAACAGAUUACAACACUCCACGAUUUAUUGCAAGCGAUCAAGGAAGCUGCGCUAAGAUUGACCCAAUUAAUCUCGAGCGACAUAGAAGUGCGACGAAGGAGAAAUGCAGAUCCUCGAAUGCGUCAUCGUGAAUCAUCACGAUACGAGAGGAGUGAACAAGUAGUGAAACUUUUAUUUUUGAAUAUAUUAUCAAUUGUUCUAUCACGAUAGAACAAAGAAUGGUCAGAAGAGAUUGAAGAUUAAAUAGCGCCAAGUAAUUUCUAUUAGUCACAUAGCCCUGGAUCUGGAUUAAUCGCGAGCACAUCUUCCUCGGUUUGUGCGCUUUGUGGCGUCGCGCUUCCUCUGGAGGAUUCUUCAAAGAAAUCAAGACAAUUCGUGGUCGAUAAAAAAAGAAAUGAUGAUUACGACAAUUUCUUAUCGAAAUAUCUUGAUAAUAUGUUCUUGAAGAUGGCACAUAAAGUUUCUUCGCCUGUUGAAAAGGGUAAAAGUAGCAAUAGCUUUCUUAUUCCUGGAAGUGUAUUCGAAUCGAUUCUUCCCAAAGAAAAUGAUAAGAUCGACGAGCGAAACGUUCGUCGAACGAAACAAGAAAAAAUCUCUUCUAAAAUUCAAUCAACUGGCACGAGUGAGAACGGAUUAAAAUCGAAGUUGUUGUUUGUACGACGAAUACCUUCCGAUGGAAUCACGUAUCAAAUAUGUCAAGAUGAGCCUAACAAAAAAUAUGACAGUGCAAGUCAAAUGCAGAGAUAUAUUAGUGAGUAAAGAAACAAUUUACCUCUUAAAAGACUUUCUACCGAUUCUGCAUGUUACAAAAAUGAAUUAGAUUAGACAAUAGAUAUCAAAGACUGCGUAAGCGAUGACUGUUUUAUAUGUAAAAUAGCUAAAAAACACAAGACCAAUGGCCCGUCACAUCAAUGUAUCGUCAAUAUAUCGUCUACUAUUUCUUCGAUGCAAGAUGCAUCGACGCUUACUCAGGAAGUAGUAAGUUCUUUAUAUCGAAUCGCAAGUUGACACUUUAAAGUCUUCGUAAAGGCAAAAUUUAUUUGAAAUCAAUGAAAAAAUCCCCUAUUGAAUAAGAGAAAUAAUUAAGUUAUCAAAUUGUAUAUACAACUUGUAUAUUCUGUAAUUCUAUAACCGUAUAUUCAAUUAGCUUAAUUAUAACAUAAUGAACAGAAAAAUGAGAGUCUAUAAUUAUUUGUAUGGUAUUAUUUUCAGCUCUGUCCGUGUGCGUGUGGAUUGCUUGUGAGAGAUGAAGCCGAAAGCGAAGUUUCUAUCAGUCCAAUGCCUACAUUGAAAGAUAAACUUAUCAAAACUGAGUUCGAAGAAUUAGGUUUUCAAUUGGAUUCAAGAGGGAUGAUACAUACAAAGGUACAUGACGACACAGUAAAGGUCCAAAAAAGUAAAACGCAGAAAUUGGAAAAAGAUGUAAAUGUCAAGUAUUGGAUAGAGGAAACCGUGCAACUGCGGCUACAAAUGCAAAUUGAAGAGUUGCAUAAAAAUAUUCAAUUUUUUAAACGAGAAAACGAAUAUAUUCGUUGCCUCGCAGAGAAAUGUCGCUGUUUGUCCGAAGACAUAAAUGGUUUGCAGCAAUUCCUACCGAUCAGAGACACAUACUCCGGACUCACGACAACGGUCAAUCGCUUACGAGCAAAAUAUCACAAUGAACAUGGAAUAAUAGCCACAUUAACCGAGAUGUUUCGAGGCUCGAUAAAUACGAGUAUUCAGCAGAUCGCCGCGAGACUGUUAGCAAUCUUUUCAAACCACUGGACUCCGAGAGACAAGUAUUUUAGAUGCGACGUCAAUGAAUAUAAUCGCGCUAUCGUUAAGUUUCUCACGUAAAGUUAAAAUCAACGUUACUAUAUUUUCUCCAGUACAAUAACGACCCGUGUGUCAUCCGCUCCAAGAGUGCAGGCUCCCUUGAAGCCACCGGGUCACGUGGUACUCAAUGUUUAUUAAAAUAUUUUUAGAUAAAUCGCAAACAAUAUACACGCCAGUAUGGAUACAACGAA
Vollenhovia emeryi is the source of this 2125-nucleotide messenger RNA. RefSeq lists its product as uncharacterized. The coding region runs from base 1398 to 1955 and encodes 185 amino acids. The transcript is spliced from 3 exons. The record is from RefSeq and is a predicted model, not a curated record. NCBI's taxonomy places the organism in Eukaryota, Metazoa, Arthropoda, Insecta, Hymenoptera, Formicidae.